Molecule: messenger RNA, 7200 nt
Organism: Ochotona curzoniae (black-lipped pika)
Lineage: Eukaryota; Metazoa; Chordata; Mammalia; Lagomorpha; Ochotonidae
Gene: MYLK
Product: myosin light chain kinase
Exons: 26
Coding region: 14-5326 (1770 amino acids)
Biological process (GO): protein phosphorylation
Molecular function (GO): protein binding; zinc ion binding; DNA binding
Source: RefSeq, a predicted model, not a curated record
AAGGGUAGCUGGCAUGGUGUCUCCAGUAACCGUCUUUCUUCCCUCCUCUCCUUUCGCAGGUGUGGACAAGACCAGCAGGUCAGACGUCAGAAGGGAAGUGACCAAUGGCAUCCCGAAGGGGCUGAAACUGGACAGCAUGGAUACGACAGCCGAAAGGAAACAUGGCUCUAGCCCUCAGGGUAGCAGCUCCCUGGCCUGGGCCGCUAACCUGCCUCAGCCUCUGAGGGACUGCGGACUGGAGCUGAGCAGGGAAUCAGCCCGAAAUGUCCCUCAGUCCCAUCUUCCUCAUAAGGUUUCCAGCACCAUCACCCUGCAGGCCACGAGAGUCCAGCCAGAAGCAAGAGCACCCAGCACUCCUCCUGCAGAGGAGGAAAGGAAGAGACCGGCUGCUCUCUGGCCAGCCACCCUCCCCUCCCAGCAGCCUGGCCUUGGAAGCCAGGAAGCCCUAGGGAGGAAGAUUGUCCCCAAGAACUCCCCCACAGAGAGCCAGAGGGAGUCAACAUUCCCCAAAUUUGAGAGCAAGCCCCAGAACCAGGAGGUCAUUGAAGACCAGCCAGUGAAGUUCAAAUGUGAGGUUUCAGGCAUCCCGAAGCCUGAAGUGACCUGGUUCCUGGAUGGUGUCCCUGUGAGGCAACGAGAAGGCAUCCUAGAGCUGAAUGAAGAGGCGGGAUCCCAUUACCUGUGCCUGCUGAAAGCCCGGCUGAGGGACAGUGGGAGGUACAGCUGCACAGCUUCCAAUUCCAGAGGCCAGGUGGCCUGCAGCUGGAACCUCAUGGUGCAGCGGCGGGCCACAAGGGAGGUGGCCCCAUCGUUCUCCAGUGUCCUGAAGGACUGUAGCGUCACUGAAGGCCAGGAUUUUGUGCUGCGGUGUUCGGUACAGGGGGCCCCAGUGCCCCGCAUCACCUGGCUACUCAAUGGGCAGCCCAUUCGGUACGCCCACUCCACAUGCGCGGCUGGCGUAGCUGAGCUUCACAUCCAGGACGCCCUGCCGGAGGACGACGGCACCUACACGUGUCUGGCUGAGAACGCCUUGGGGCAGGUGGCCUGCAGCGCCCGGGUCACUGUCCACGAAAAGAAGAGUGACAGGAAGCGUGAACACCUUCUGCCCGUGGCUCCCAGCAAGCCCAUCGCACCUGUCUUCCUACAGGGCCUCUCGGACCUCAAGGUCAUGGAUGGCAGCCAGGUCACCAUGACAGUCCAGGUGUCAGGGAGUCCGCCCCCCGAGAUCCUCUGGUUGCACAACGGGAAGGAGAUCCAGGAGUCAGAGGACUUCCACUUUGAGCAGAGGGGCACUCGGCACAGCCUGUGCAUCCAGGAGGUGUUCCCCGAGGACACAGGCACCUAUACCUGCGAGGCCUGGAACAGCGCUGGCGAGGUCCGCACCCAGGCUGUGCUCACCGUGCAAGAACCCCAGGAUGGUACGCAGCCCUGGUUCAUCAGCAAGCCUCGCUCCGUGACGGCCUCCCUGGGCCAAAGCGUGCUCAUCUCGUGUGCCAUCGCCGGUGAUCCCUUUCCCAGUGUGCACUGGCUCCGAGACGGCAAAGUGCUCUCCCAGGACACUGGCCACUUCGAGGUGCUGCAGAACGAGGACGUGUUCACCCUAGUCCUGAAGCACGUGCAGCCCUGGCAUGCCGGCUGCUACGAGAUCCUGCUCAAGAACCGAGUUGGUGAGUGCAGCUGCCAGGUGUCUCUGAUGCUACAGAACAGCCCAGCCAGAACCCCCAUGCGGGGGAGGGAGCCUGCCAGCUGUGAGGGCCUCUGCAGCACAGGACUUGAUGCUGAUGGUGGUGGUGGCAAGCGCUAUGGGACCCUGAGGUCCUGGCAGUCAGCAGCAGCAACAGGGCAGGAUUGGCCCGAGAAGGAGGAGGAGGAGGAAGACGGGGAGGACGUACGGGGGCUUCUGAGGAGGCGUGUGGAGCCCAGGCAGUACACAGAGGAGACAAUCCGCCAGCAGGAGGUGGAGCAGCUGGACUUCCGUGAGCUGCUGGGGAAGAAGGUGAGUACCAAGACCCUGUCAGAAGAGGAACUCAAGGAGAUCCCAGCUGAGCAGAUGGAUUUCCGCGCCAACCUGCAGCGGCAGGUGAAGCCCAAGACUGUAUCCGAGGAGGAGAGGAAGGUGCACAGCCCCCAGCAGGUGGACUUCCGCUCGGUGCUGGCCAAGAAGGGGACUCCCAAGACCCCUGUGCCUGAGAAGGCACCAGCUCCAAAACCUGCUACCCCAGAUUUUCGCUCAGUGCUGGGCAGCAAGAAAAAAUUACCCACGGAAAAUGGUGGCAGCGAUGCUGAGACCGCGAAUACCAAGGCAACAGAAAGUCCCAAGCCCGUGGGCAAUGCGCAGCUCUCAGGGUCUCUGAAACCUGUGGGCAGCAACAAACCUGCUGAGACCCUGAAGCCUGUGGGCAGCGCCAAGCCUACUGAGACCCUGAAACCUGUGGGCAAUGCCAAGCCUGCCGAGACCCUGAAACCUGUGGGCAAUGCCAAGCCUGCCGAGACCCUGAAACCUGUGGGCAAUGCCAAGCCUGCCGAGACCCUGAAACCUGUGGGCAAUGCCAAGCCUGCCGAGACCCUGAAACCUGUGGGCAAUGCCAAGCCUGCCGAGACCCUGAAACCUGUGGGCAAUGCCAAGCCUGCCGAGACCCUGAAACCUGUGGGCAAUGCCAAACCUGCUGAGACCCUGAAACCUGUGGGCAAUGCCAAGCCUGCUGAGACCCUGAAACCCGUGGGCAAUGCCAAACCUGCUGAACCCCCCAAACCAGCUGAGAAAGAGGAACUCACAAAGGAGGUCAAGAAUGAUGUGAACUGUAAGCGAGAGAAAGCAGGAGCCACAGAUGGUGAAAAGCCAGCUGAGAGCCAGGGAACAGCCCCGAUCUUCAAGGAGAAGCUGCAGGACAUCCGGCUGGCCGAGGGUGAGAAGCUGCUGCUGCAAUGCCAGGUGUUCUCCGAGCCCCCGGCCACCAUCACCUGGACUCUGAAUGGAAAGACACUCAAGACCACAAAAUUCAUCAUCCUCUCCCAAGAAGGUUCACUGUGCUCCGUCUCCAUUGAGAAGGCACUGCCAGAAGACAGAGGCCUGUACAAAUGUGUAGCCAAGAAUGCUGCAGGCCAGGUGGAGUGUUCCUGCCAGGUCACCGUGGACGAUGCCCCAGCCAGCGAGAAUGCCAAGGCCCCGGAGAUGAAAUCCCGGAGGCCCAAGAGCUCCCUUCCCCCCGUGCUAGGAACAGAGAGUGAUGCCACUGUGAAAAAGAAACCCACUCCCAAGACGCCACCGAAGGCAGCCAUGCCUCCUCAGAUCCUGCAGUUCCCUGAGGACCAGAAGGUGCGCGCAGGGGAGCGUGUGGAGCUCUUUGGGAAGGUGGCAGGCACCCAGCCCCUCACCUGCACCUGGAUGAAGUUCCGCAAACAGAUCCAGGACAGCGAGCACAUCAAGGUGGAGAACAGUGAGGCUGGCAGCAAGCUCACCAUCCUGGCUGCACGCCAGGAGCAUUGCGGCUGCUACACACUGGUAGUGGAGAACAAGCUGGGCAGCAGGCAAGCCCAGGUGAACCUCACUGUCGUGGAUAAGCCAGACCCGCCAGCUGGCACACCGUGCGCCUCUGACAUUCGGAGCUCCUCACUGACCCUGUCCUGGUACGGCUCCUCCUACGACGGAGGCAGUGCAGUGCAGUCCUACAGCGUGGAGAUCUGGGACUCGGUGGACAAGCUGUGGAAGGAAGUUGCCACGUGCCGCAGUACCUCUUUUAACGUGCGCGACCUGCUGUCUGACCGCGAGUACAAAUUCCGUGUGCGUGCUAUCAACGUGUAUGGCACCAGUGAGCCGAGCCAGGAGUCGGAGCUCACGACAGUGGGCGAGAAGCCCGAGGAGCCAAAGGAUGAAGUGGAGGAGGUGUCGGAUGAUGACGAGAAGGAGCCCGAGAUCGAUUACCGGACGGUGACAAUCAACACCGAGCAGAAAGUGUCUGACUUCUAUGACAUCGAAGAGAGACUAGGAUCUGGGAAAUUUGGACAGGUCUUCCGACUGGUAGAAAAGAAAACUGGAAAAAUCUGGGCAGGGAAAUUCUUCAAGGCAUAUUCGGCCAAAGAGAAGGAGGCUAUCCGGGAGGAGAUCGGCAUCAUGAACUGCCUGCACCACCGCAAGCUGGUGCAGUGCGUGGACGCCUUCGAAGAAAAGGCCAACAUCGUCAUGGUCCUGGAGAUCGUGUCGGGGGGCGAGCUGUUCGAGCGCAUCAUCGAUGAGGACUUUGAGCUGACGGAGCGCGAGUGCAUCAAGUACAUGAAGCAGAUCUCAGAGGGGGUAGAGUACAUCCACAAGCAGGGCAUUGUCCACCUGGACCUCAAGCCCGAGAACAUCAUGUGUGUCAACAAGACAGGCACCAGGAUCAAGCUCAUCGACUUUGGCCUGGCCAGGAGGCUGGAGAAUGCAGGGGACCUGAAGGUCCUCUUUGGCACCCCGGAAUUUGUGGCUCCCGAAGUGAUCAACUAUGAGCCCAUCAGCUACGCCACGGACAUGUGGAGUAUCGGAGUCAUCUGCUAUAUCCUGGUCAGCGGGCUCUCCCCCUUCAUGGGGGACAACGACAAUGAGACCUUAGCCAACGUGACCUCCGCCACCUGGGAUUUCGACGAUGAGGCAUUCGAUGAGAUUUCUGAGGACGCCAAGGAUUUCAUCAGCAGCUUGCUGAAGAAAGACAUGAAAAACCGCCUGAACUGCACACAGUGCCUGCAGCACCCGUGGCUCAUGAAGGACACCAAGAACAUGGAGGCCAAGAAGCUCUCUAAGGACCGGAUGAAGAAGUACAUGGCGAGACGGAAAUGGCAGAAAACGGGCAAUGCUGUGAGAGCCAUCGGAAGACUGUCCUCUAUGGCAAUGAUCUCAGGGCUCAGCGGCAGGAAAUCCUCCACGGGAUCACCAACCAGCCCACUCAACACAGAGAAACUUGAAACAGAAGAAGAUGUCUCCCAAGCUUUCCUGGAGGCUGUCGCUGAGGAAAAGCCACACGUGAAGCCAUAUUUCUCUAAGACCAUUCGCGAUCUGGAGGUGGUGGAAGGCAGCGCUGCUCGAUUUGAUUGCAAGAUCGAAGGAUACCCAGACCCUGAGGUCGUCUGGUUUAAAGAUGACCAGUCCAUCCGGGAGUCCCGCCACUUCCAGAUCGACUACGAUGAGGAAGGGAACUGCUCUUUAACCAUCAGCGAAGUCUGCGGGGAUGACGACGCCAAGUACACCUGCAAGGCCGUCAACAGUCUCGGCGAAGCCACUUGCACAGCAGAGCUCAUCGUGGAGACCAUGGAGGAAGGAGAAGGGGAAGGGGAGGAGGAAGAGGAGGAAGAGUGAAACACAGGGGGAAGCAGUUUUUAAGUCAUAGUAAAAGGACUAUUUCUCUAAAGUUCAAACAAACAAAGUAACCAACUCCAGCUAGCAAAGGCACCUAGUGUGGUAAAUUCUCUAGUUAGAUUUUCAUGGGGGGGUGGGGGGCGGUCGGUGAUCGUUCGUUGUUCAGCAGCAGCAGCCAAGACAGAGUAGUAUCUGAAUUAGCUGGUACCUUAGUUAGGAUACUUAUGCAGCAGGAUUUCAUUUAGAACACUUGCCUGAUGAAUUCAUUUUAGAAAGAGAUACUUUCCUGGGGUCCAUCAGAAAUUCCCCCAAUUGAACCCAAUUGUGAAAAAGAAGGCCCAUAGUAAAGAAGGAGUCUGGGCCCUGCAGCCCCUUCCCUCCCGGUUAGCCCAACAGAGGGGUCCCUUCAGAUGGAAGGCCUCUCCUUCUCUCCAUCUCCCUCCGGCCCCCUCACUUCUAGACAGCUGGGUCGUCCUUACCAGGAAUGCUUCCCUUCACUCUGAAAGCAGUUGAGCCAUCCUGAUUUCCAACAUAUGCUUCCCUCCAAAGUAACCUGCAGGCAUUCACAUUUCCCUUACCGCUUCCCUAGAGCACCUGCAGAUUUUUCCGGGUCUGAACUUGUCAGGAGUUUAGGCACUACGGACUUUGGUUCUGCCUCUCAGAUUCUGAAACACAGGCCCCUGCUCUUGGCUGACUCUGGCUUCCUUAGGAAAAUAAGAUCUCUUUUCUUCCAACAUCCGUAGGAAUUUAAACAUACCCUCCCACCCUAUCUUAGCAAAUGCCUGGAAGCUUCAGACAUGUUGGCUAAGUAGCCACGAUGGGGGUUGGAGGGGAGAAAUUCUUGCUAACGUGCUUUUUCUUCUUAAACCAAGAUUCCUGUUUGUGCUGUUACACUGUCAGCUCUGUGGGUGUGGAAGAAACAUGUAUUUCAACGUAGGCACAAUCAGUGGGCUGAAAAGUUAGUCUUCAUUAUUUAUUGGCCACUCUGAAAACAAUGUCAGCUGACGAAGAGCUGUAGAACUCCACGUACUUUGGACUUGCUUUCAGGAGAGUCUGAGUCUAACGCAGCUUCAUUUCGACUCUCCAAAGAGCUCAGCCUGCCUUAUGGGUUCCACUGUUAAUUUUCUUCUUGAAUGUGCCUCUGCCAUGCCUUGCCCCAACCUUGAAUUAUUAUCUUAGGCCUGACAAAUGCACUCAGACUUGCAUCUUUAGGAAUUUUUAAUUUUCACUACAUUGGCACUUAAACUUUUUUCUUUAUAAUUUGCUGAAGGUCAUGAACAAAGAUCAUCAAUUGAUAUGCCUAAUACAUUUCCUCUGUGUGUGUGCGCGUGUGUGUGUGUGUGACAUUCCAAGUAUUUUUUUUUUCUUUUCCACCGUUGGAAGUGACACAGUUUAAUAUUUCAAGGGACUAGUUAUUAGUUCCUUAAGAACCAAUCUGAAAUGAUUUCAGUGCAAUCCUACACAGUAUCAGCAUUAGAAUCUUGAUAUUACUUAGUCUUACAUUAUCUUCUAUUUUUAUCUGCUUUGUGCUGCUAGUGUCAAAUUGCCAGUAUUUUUUUUCUUUUCUGCUUUUUAAAGUUAUGCUAUUUUUUCAUAAUAGCCACAGUAUUGCCACCAUUUAUUAUAAUAAAGGAUUUUAAUUUGACUUAGAGCAAAUGUUUUUUUCAUCACUUAAACAUGUUUAGACUAUAAACUUUGUGGGCGUGUAUGUCCCGUGUGUGUGUGUGUGUGUGUGACAUAUAUGCGUGUUUACAGGUUAACGCUUUUUUGAAAUUGUGUCCAUGUUCUCCUGUUUAUUAUGCCGUCAGAAUGGUAGAUGAGAACACUAUGACUGUAGCUAGUGCACUAUUUUUAAAUAAAGGAUUACCACAGCG